Setaria italica (foxtail millet) is the source of this 2112-nucleotide messenger RNA. RefSeq names its product transcription factor GAMYB. Lineage: Eukaryota; Viridiplantae; Streptophyta; Magnoliopsida; Poales; Poaceae. The transcript is spliced from 4 exons. The coding region runs from base 236 to 1864 and encodes 542 amino acids. The record is from RefSeq and is a predicted model, not a curated record.
CCCCAGCCGCCGCCGCCGCUGCCAACCAGUUUCCAAACUCAUCGCUCGCUCUCGCUCUCACCCUCUCCGCCGCGGCCUCCGCCGCGCGCCUCACCGCCACGGCCGCCCCACCCCACCGCGGCUGAUCUGCUCCGACGACAGCCCGCUCUUCAUGUAGAUACAGCAAUCCGGUCUCGCUUGCGGUGGAGAAUCAGUUGCUGGGGCGUCCUGCGGCCGCGCGUCACGGCGCCGCAAAAUGACGGUGAAGGUGGAGCAGGACCCCGCGCUGGAGCUGCCGCCCAACACUGAGGCCGGGGCCGGGGCGGAGUUCUCGCAGCCGCUGUCGUCCGGCAAGGAGGAGGAGGAGAACGACGACGAUGAGGACGACGAGACCGACAGCGUGGGGUACGACGGAGCGGGGAACGGCGGCGGCGCGCCCCAGCUGAAGAAGGGGCCCUGGACGCCCGAGGAGGACAAGCGCCUCAAGGACUACGUCGAGGCGCACGGCGAGGGGAACUGGAACCAGGUGCAGCGGAACGCGGGGCUCAACCGCUGCGGCAAGAGCUGCCGCCUCCGCUGGGCCAACCACCUCAGGCCCGACCUCAAGAAGGGGCCCUUCGACGCGGAAGAGGUUGAUAAGAUCAUCAAGUUCCACAUGAUGUGGGGGAACAAGUGGGCUAAGAUGGCGUCCCAUUUGCCUGGACGCACCGAUAACGAAAUUAAAAAUUACUGGAAUACUAGAUUGAAGAGGCAUCAGCGAGCUAAUUUGCCUCUCUAUCCAGAACAUUUGUGUUCUCGGGUUCUGGAUCAAGACAUGAACCGUCACAUUCCUGAUGAGUCACGUGGCAAGAAACGAUCAAACGAGUUAACGCAGGAAAAAGUUGUUGGUAUGGAUGAUCUUGUGGGUGAUCUUAUGGUAUUUCAGCACCUUGACUAUGGUAAGGAUCCAGUGGUUCCAACAAACCCUUUGAAGCGCCACGCGUCUACUGGUGAUCUGUCAUAUGUGCAAUCUCUUGACAAGGUGGAGAACUUUUAUUCCAAUGAUUUGAACUAUGUAUUGACAAAGAGUCAGUCGGUGCCUCUUGGUAGUGCCACUGCCAAUGGCUAUCCAAUAUUUGAUGGCAAUCCCUCUACUUCUGGGACCAUACACAGGUCCAAGAAGACAGGGCUCCCUUCAUUCCAAUGUUCCAGCUAUGAAUUUAGUAAUAGCUGGUUGCUUCAAUGCCCCACGGCUUCUCUUAUUGAACAACAGCUUGACACCUGUAUUCAAUCUCCAGAGUCCAUGUCUUCACAAAACACUGGUCUGCUGGGUGAAAUUGUUAACAAGGGUGAUGCACUAGAUGACUGUACAAAGUCUGAAAGAUUGUUUGAAACGGUGUUUCCUCCUCUUGGAUACAAUAUAGUUUCACAAUCAAAUGCUUACCCUAUGAGGCAUCCUUCCUCUUCAGUCAUUGGUGACUGUGAACCUGAGGCCUGUCUUUUCGAUGAAAUUCAAGCUUCAAACUCACCUUCGGCAGGUUCUGAUGCUAUUUUCGCUUACGGCAAAUGUUAUCCAGAUGCUAGUUUUUCUGAUGCUAGGAUGCCUGGUACAUCAUUAGAAGCAGGUUUCUUAAAUGAUGAUCCACUCUCGAAGGACCAGUCCUAUCCCUACCUGUCAAGUUCACUUUUUGAUGCGGAUUCUUCUCAAGAGCCUAAGCUGUUAACUGAUGCAGGCCAAUGGCUUGAUUCUUUCGCCUGGAAAAGCAUGCCAGGUGCAUGUAACAUGCCUGACUUUCCAGGUCUCAGCAGUUCUCUAUUGGGCAAUCAGGGCUAUGGCCAACACAUAUUAGAGGAACCAAAGAACGAUCUUUUGCAACAACCACGAUUGCCUACAGGGUUCAAUUAAAUGGAGAUUUGUCCUGCUACAGUUUAUUUGAAGGUCACACGAGUCUUAGGUUGUUAAAUUUGUCUUAGGUUGUUAAAUUUGUUCGGUAAAGACCUCGAGUGCUUGAACUUCAAAUUCAUUUGGUUUGGUGUGACGUGAUGUUUGAACUAUGUACAAGAACUACAGUGUUUGAUUGUGUGGAGGACCUAUUUCAUUCUUUGAUGUAAAGGGUUUUAUUGAGACUAAUGCUGAGUGUUUUACUUGCUGUC